Molecule: messenger RNA, 1033 nt
Organism: Neltuma alba
Lineage: Eukaryota; Viridiplantae; Streptophyta; Magnoliopsida; Fabales; Fabaceae
Product: two-component response regulator ARR5-like
Exons: 4
Coding region: 40-825 (261 amino acids)
Biological process (GO): cytokinin-activated signaling pathway; phosphorelay signal transduction system
Source: RefSeq, a predicted model, not a curated record
UCUUCUUCCAGCAACUUCCGGCGAAGAACGGUGUCGUUCAUGGAGGUCUGUGAUCUCUUGCCGCCGGAUUCCGAAGAGGUUCAUGUCUUGGCUGUCGAUGACAGCCUCGUCGAUCGGAAAGUCAUCGAGCGCUUGCUCAGGAUUUCAGCUUGUAAAGUCACUGCUGUCGACAGUGGAAUAAGAGCCCUGCAAUUCCUUGGACUUGACAACCAGAAAUCUCCUUCCGAAUCGGACGGCUUUGAUGUGAGGAAUCAAUUUUCAUUCCUUGAUUUUAUUUUAAUUUCCUCGAAAAGUUUAUUUUUCUUGAAACGGAAAACUAAUUCCAUGCUUGCUCAGGGUUUAAAGGUGGAUCUAAUCAUCACUGACUACUGCAUGCCUGGAAUGACCGGCUAUGAAUUACUCAAGAAAAUCAAGGAAUCUUCCACCUUCAAAGAAAUUCCAGUGGUGAUCAUGUCCUCUGAAAACGUUUUGCCCCGAAUAGACAGGUGUUUGGAAGAAGGGGCAGAGGAUUUCAUAGUGAAGCCGGUGAAGUUAUCAGACGUGAAGCGGUUAAGGGAUUACAUGACGACAAGAGAAGUUAAGGCGGGAAGUCAGGAGAGAGAGGGCGGCGUCAGGUUCACCAAAAGAAAGCUGACAGAACCCGCUGAUCUGGAUUCAUCGCCGCCGUCCGUAACCUCGUCAUCUGUACUGUCAUCGUCCCCGUCGUCACCGUUGGAUUCGGCUUCUCCGACGCCGUCGCCGUCGGUCUCCCCUCCCCCUUCACCUUCCCCGCUCGAUUCUCCAGUCACGCGGCUUAGAAUGACCACCACCACCAGCGCCGAUUGACUAUUAAUAAUAAUGAUGAUGAUAAUGAUAAUAUGGCUUAUGUUCUGUUUAUUAUGCUCCUUGUCUCCGGUGGGCAUUCCUGCAGUUUUUACAUUUCUAAUUUUCUUUUCUUUGUGUUUAUCGGCUGUAUUAUUGUUUAUCUGCGCACAGGAUUCAAACUUGAUGAAACUGCAAUUGCCCGUUGUUUGUAACGGUUUUUGUUGCAUCA